GACCAAUUGCUUGGCUUGGCAAAACUGGUUGCAAACGCUACCGCUGGCCUGGUUGUAAAAGCGAAGCAUCUGGCUACCCAGACUGCGGACGACCACGAGACUCAGCAACGUAUCAUUAUCGCUGCCACGCAGACCGGCCUUAAUACCAGUCAAUUGGUCGCCUGCACCAAGCUUCUUUCACGCCCUCCGAUAUAA
Messenger RNA from Protopolystoma xenopodis, 195 nucleotides. The record is from the annotation of a GenBank genome assembly. NCBI's taxonomy places the organism in Eukaryota, Metazoa, Platyhelminthes, Monogenea, Polystomatidea, Polystomatidae.